AUGGCAUGUCCAACAAAAACCUUAGCUUGGCAAACUGAACGAGCGUUUGAAGAAGCAAACUGGCACAUGUUACAAGAUGGUAUACUUUGUGACGUCACGUUUUUGGCGGGAAGUAGCAAGAAAGAAGAAGUGAAAGCUCAUAAAUUUAUUCUGGCGAGCAGAAGUCCUGUAUUUUACGCGAUGUUCUGUGGUUCACUAGCAGAGUCCAGCAAUACAGUACAAAUUCCAGAUAUAGAACCCGGGAUAUUCCGAGACUUAUUAAGGUUCAUUUAUACCGAAGAUUGCACAAUCAACGAGGACAAUGUCAUGCCCCUUUUAUACAGUGCCAAAAAGUAUGAAACCAGCCGGCUUACCGAGAAAUGUAAAGAUUACUUAAACACCCAGCUUUCUAUCGACAACGUCUGUGUCAUACUACAACAUGCACACAAGUUUGAUGAAGGUGAACUAGAAGAAAAAUGUCUUGAGUUUGUUCUUGAGAAUGGAGAAAAUGUACUAAAAUCCGAUGGGUUUUCUUCUUUAUCAAAAGCAGUUCUUCAAAAAAUCAUCGAAUCAGAUAAGCUGAAAGCAGGCGAGUUAAAUAUUUACGAUGCAUGCAAGAGAUGGGCAGUUCAGCAGUGUGAAAAGAAAGGUGAUAAACGGGAGAUUUUACCCGCUGAUUUGAGAGCGAAACUUGGUGAUUUGAUCUACUUGAUAAGGUUUCCUACAUUGUCUAUUGACGUGUUUUCAAAACACGCUAGAAUUUUAGGUGUGAGUCUGUUUUCGCCUGGUACUCCGGGAACAUUAGUAGGAAAUCUCAGCUUGCAAUGUUGCAGCUCAAUAUUAACAUCAAAGAGCGAUUUAAAGAUAUCGUUUCAGGAGUCAAAGUACAGCGAGGAAGUUUUAUUUGAUAAUCCACAGAUAGUAGAACCUGAGAAAGAAUAUUCAAUUUAUGCAGAACUUAAAGGUCCUAACACAUAUAAAGGCGAAAAUGGUCUUGCGGAAGCUUCCUCAGACAGCUCCUAUCUCACACUCUCUCAUCCAGUCGCCAAGAGAUGCUCAAACUACAGAUCCAGAUGCAAGCCCACACAUCGGCGACACUCGAACUGUAUGAGCGAGAAGAAAAGGGACAAUGUAUUCCUAACAGACUUCAAGUCAGCUCUUCAGGCUCUCUCAGCAGUCCAUCAGACAACUUAA
Mercenaria mercenaria is the source of this 1173-nucleotide messenger RNA. RefSeq names its product BTB/POZ domain-containing protein 6-like. NCBI's taxonomy places the organism in Eukaryota, Metazoa, Mollusca, Bivalvia, Venerida, Veneridae. Gene Ontology annotation, molecular function: protein binding. The transcript has 4 exons. Bases 1 to 1173 code for a protein of 390 amino acids. Gene Ontology annotation, biological process: neurogenesis. The record is from RefSeq and is a predicted model, not a curated record. Gene Ontology annotation, cellular component: cytosol.